AACCAAGACUUCUCUGAAGAGAAAUAUAAAAAAUUGAAACGCAAGCUGCGAGAAAUUAUGGAGGUGAAUGAAUCAAUGACCAAAGAAUACACGCGCGCAAAGAAGAAGAUCCGAACCCUUACUUAUGAACGAAACGAUUUGUCCGAUACAGAAAUUUCAACGUCAUCGUUAUCCAAAUCUUCACGAGCAAGACCUCCACCACGCGCUUCACCUAUUCAGAGCCCGACAAGCACACGCGACUCCACCGUCGCUUCUGCCCCACCCAAACGAUCUAAAAUUACCAAAAUCGCCGUAAAGACACGUCGUGUGCAACCCAUUGAACGUGACGCCGAAGGCAACGCAAAAUUACCACAGCAGAUCGGUGUCUUGACCGUCCUCGAUCUUGGAAAAAUCGUCAGUGAUCGCGACACAUUUCACAACGAACGUUAUAUUUUCCCUGUCGGUUACACCGUUAGUCGCACUUACCCGUCCAUGGUAGAUCCCAACAGUAACACUGUCAUCACAAGUACCAUUCUCGACGGUGGUGACGGACCUCGAUUUCACGUUGUGGCAGCUGAUAUGCCUGAUUCACCUAUUAUCGCUAAUUCAGCCACCGGCGCAUGGACGGUGGUGGUGCGUCGUUCUAACGAAAUUCGUAAUCGUGAACACUCCAAUUCAGCCAGUGGUCCCGAUUAUUACGGAUUCAAACAUCCCACCAUUGCUAAACUGAUUCAGGAUUUACCAGGUGCUGAGAAUUUGAAGCAUUACGUGUGGCAAAAUUUUGAGGAAAUGGAACCAAGAGCGGCCAAAGGCGUCAUGGCCGCGGCAGAGAAGAAGCGUGGUAAUUUGGAACAGAUGGGCAAUGCCAACCGACGUGCACCUAGA
Radiomyces spectabilis is the source of this 864-nucleotide messenger RNA. RefSeq names its product F/Y-rich N-terminus-domain-containing protein. Gene Ontology annotation, cellular component: nucleus. NCBI's taxonomy places the organism in Eukaryota, Fungi, Mucoromycota, Mucoromycetes, Mucorales, Radiomycetaceae. The transcript has 4 exons. The record is from RefSeq and is a predicted model, not a curated record. The annotation marks the transcript as partial. Gene Ontology annotation, biological process: regulation of cell cycle.